This is a messenger RNA of Arvicanthis niloticus (Nile rat), 1894 nucleotides long. The record is from RefSeq and is a predicted model, not a curated record. NCBI's taxonomy places the organism in Eukaryota, Metazoa, Chordata, Mammalia, Rodentia, Muridae.
CCCGGGUCUCUCCCGGCUGACUUGGCUUCUCUGCCCUCCUUGCCACCAAACUAGAGUUGUGAUCCACCAACUGCACCGCCAGGCUGCACUCUGAGCCGCACCGGCCACACCUGAAGCCUUCAGGGAGAUCAGAAGAUACAACUCCAUCAGCUUUGAAAAGGGACUAGAUUGCUACUGUCACAGUGGGCGGGGAGCGAGGCCACACCCCCAGCCUGCCCACUCGAGCCGAGGGUGUGAGGCGUUCCAGCAGCUCUGGUGGACCGAGCUCCUUGGGCCAUGGCCGCUGCACAGCCCCGGCUUCCCGUGGGGGCGGCCAUGGUCCGGCGCUUGGCCCGGGGCUGCUGGUCUGCGUUCUGGGACUACGAGACGCCCAAGGUGAUCGUGGUGCGGAAUCGGCGCCUGGGAUUCGUGCACCGCAUGGUGCAGCUGCUCAUUCUGCUUUACUUCGUGUGGUACGUCUUCAUCGUGCAGAAAAGCUACCAGGACAGCGAGACCGGUCCGGAGAGCUCCAUCAUCACCAAAGUAAAGGGGAUCACCAUGUCGGAACACAAAGUGUGGGACGUGGAGGAAUAUGUAAAGCCCCCGGAGGGGGGCAGUGUAGUCAGCAUCAUCACCAGGAUCGAGGUUACCCCUUCCCAGACCCUGGGAACAUGCCCAGAGAGCAUGAGGGUUCACAGCUCUACCUGCGGUUCAGAUGACGACUGUGUGGCCGGACAACUGGACAUGCAAGGCAAUGGGAUUCGGACAGGGCACUGUGUACCCUAUUACCAUGGGGACUCCAAGACCUGUGAGGUGUCAGCCUGGUGCCCAGUGGAGGAUGGAACUUCUGAAAACCAUUUUCUGGGCAAAAUGGCCCCAAAUUUCACCAUCCUCAUCAAGAACAGCAUCCACUACCCUAAGUUCAAGUUCUCCAAGGGCAACAUUGCAAGCCAGAAGAGUGACUAUCUGAAACAUUGCACGUUUGAUCAGGACUCUGACCCAUACUGUCCCAUCUUCAGGCUGGGCUUCAUUGUAGAGCAGGCAGGAGAGAACUUCACAGAACUGGCACACAAGGGUGGUGUCAUUGGUGUCAUCAUCAACUGGAACUGUGACCUGGAUCUGUCUGAAUCAGAGUGCAACCCCAAAUAUUCUUUCCGGAGGCUCGACCCCAAGUAUGACCCUGCCUCCUCAGGCUAUAACUUCAGGUUUGCCAAGUAUUACAAGAUAAAUGGCACCACCACCACUCGAACUCUCAUCAAAGCCUAUGGGAUUCGAAUCGAUGUUAUUGUGCAUGGGCAGGCAGGGAAAUUCAGUCUCAUUCCCACCAUCAUCAAUCUGGCCACUGCUCUGACCUCCAUCGGAGUGGGCUCCUUUCUGUGUGACUGGAUUUUGUUAACGUUCAUGAACAAAAACAAGCUCUAUAGCCACAAGAAGUUCGACAAGGUGGUGGACACUCUUGACCAGCAUAUGGGACAAAGGCCUCCUGUCCCUGAGCCUUCCCAACAGGACUCCACAUCCACGGACCCCAAAGGUUUGGCCCAACUUUGAUCUCAUUCUAAGAUACAGACCUGGAUCUGGGAGGGCAGAGACAGCUUCUGCUGCUAGGCAGCCCUAGGGAAGAUCUGCGAUCUUCAGUAACCAUGCCCAUGUGACUGGGAAACAGACACCUGUGCAAGAGGACAGGCAUCUUGCUCUAGCUCAGGCUUAUAUUCUUCCUCUCCGUAAAGGCUUCUGGGGAGAAGUGGGUUCCUGCCAUCUCCUUUCCCAACAGAACUCAUAUCCUUUCCCUGCCCACCUCUUGUACUCUCACACAGCAUUCUGGAACCCCAAAUUAGAGCUAUGUCCUCCUGUUGUAUAAUUUUAAGCCCCCCUUUAGAAGUUGCAGCAUGUGAGUCUAAUAAACUGGUGAUGAGCU